AUGGGGGACCAACGCUCUUCUUCGGUGCCUCCUGUCGUCAUGACGGAACCGGACUCGACCAUCUCUGCCCUGCGCUACGAGGACACCUUCGCCCUCGCAGACUCUGGAGCCAGCCGAUCUGCCUCGGUUCCUACUCCGCACGACUAUGUGAUAUGUUCAGAGAAGCGAUCGGCGUCAACGAGCGCAUCAUCGUCAGAAAACCACGGGAACAAGUUCGAGUCGGUCGCAUUGGCGUCGCAUCAGAACAGCAGUGCGGAAUCGGGCCUCGCGCCCUCUUCGGCGUCAAUCGCAAAGGAUAAGAGGCUGACGCCGCCGGAGGACAACCAUUCUACGUUCAGCCGGCGGUCAUUGCGCAGUAUCCCCAGUAUCAUUGUCAAUGAUGCUGGGUCGCGCCCCGGGUCUCGGCCUGGAUCGCGGCCGGGCUCUCGACCGGGGUCUCGGUGGUCUGAGCGCAAAUGGAGCGCUUUGAGAGGGAAACGGUCUGGAGAGUUUGACAGGAGGUCGGAGUCACCACCGCCUCCGCCUCCGAUUGAGAGACCAUUCAAUAAGAUCUCGCUUGACAUCCCGAACGGUUCACUUGACGGCCUAGGAGCGCAGUCCAUGCGAUUUUCGAAACGUGGCAGUCUUAUCAAGGAGGAGGAUAGGCAGCGCCUCCAGCGAGAGAUCUCGAAGCAUGAAUUGCCGCAGCAAAACGAGUCGCAGGCAGCGGCAGAGGCUUCAAUGGAACAGCCAGAGCAGAACGAGACGGGUGAAACAAGUGCACCAGCGACUGCAGCGGAGAAUUGUGCGGAGGAGAAUUGUGCGGAGCCAGAACUCCAUGGGGCGCGAAGACGCCGGACGAAGCCAUUGUCGUAUUUGCGAGCGAGGCACAGCAGCGUUCCGAGCAGAGUGAUCUCGGCCGACGAGGACAUGCUCUCGCGCCGAGUCAGAUUGAUGUAUGAGAAAGGCGACGAAAAUGUGACCGAUUCGGAGGUGGCCAAGUCCCUUGCAAUGGAGAAUGGAGUGCUGUGGGAGGAAGUUGCUCCCACUCCAACGGAGGCCUCCGCCGUCUCUGGACACAGCGCGAGUGGUGGGGAGUCAUCGGUUGGGCCUGACAGCAGCAAUGGUUCUGGGCCGAAGAGGGAGCCCCACGAACUGGCCGGUGGUAUUGAAUACUGGCAGAAUAUCAAGGCAGGUGAUGUCGAUCGGUACGGCUUCAUUCGGAGUACUACUUUCAACUCGGCCGACGGCACGGAGCAUAGCCCCAUCCAGCGCGUUUCUACCAGCCUGCUUCUGGCAUCAGAGACACCGCGACGAAAGCAUUCCAUCCGACCUCCGUCAGCCCUGGCGGGCAACCGAUCUUUUUCGGGCCGAUCACCGACACGUAAGAUAUCUGCGCCAUCUAUGCGCCCAUCGUCAUCGCAAAGCACGUACAGUUCCACUCUCCGACGGUCAACGUCUCGAUUCCGCCAGGCGGCUAAUCAUCUUCCGCACAAUCGCGAUCGUCGGUUUAAGGAUGAGGCGCGUGACAUGCUCACACUUCCGAGCGACGUGGCGGCCUCUGGAACGGGACGGGACUCCGCCAUUGCACGCGCGAUGCGCAAGAAAGAGUGGGAGCGUGAGGACAAGUGGACAAAGAUGGCCAAGCCGACGCGGCGAACCGCACUCGGUGGCGGGAUGACUUUUGAAUUCGACACGCAGAGUACCAAGCUGAUCGAGCGGACAUGGAAGGGUAUACCCGACCGAUGGCGCGCAACGGCCUGGUACGCAUUCUUAGAGGCAAGCGCCAAGCGGCGCAGCGACAGCCCGACGGAGCAGGAGCUUGUCGAGGCUUACAACGAAUUUCAGCUCGUCUCGUCCCCUGACGAUGUACAGAUCGACAUUGACGUCCCGAGAACAAUAACCAGUCACAUUAUGUUCCGCCGCCGUUAUCGUGGCGGCCAGAGGCUGUUGUUCCGCGUGCUGCACGCAAUGUCCUUGUAUUUUCCUGAUACUGGCUAUGUACAGGGUAUGGCGGCGCUGGCGGCGACCCUCCUCGCCUACUACGAUGAGGAGCAUGCGUUCAUCAUGCUUGUUCGAUUGUGGCAGCUACGAGGGCUGGAGCGCUUGUACCAAUCUGGGUUCUCUGGGCUGAUGGAAGCCCUUGGUGAUUUUGAACGAGAAUGGCUUGACGCAGGCGAAGUCGCCGCGAAACUAAACGAAUUGGGGAUCCCGCCCACCGCGUACGGCACCCGCUGGUAUCUCACGCUAUUCAAUUACUCCAUUCCCUUCCCCGCGCAACUUCGCGUAUGGGACGUCUUCAUGCUCCUAGGCGAUGCGGAGGAACCGCCCGGCAAAGGAACCACCAAGUCCGAGCCACAAGUCACAAGCGCGUUCGGCCAGGGCCUGGACGUCCUCCAUGCCACGUCCGCGGCGCUCAUCGAUGGGAUGCGGGAGAUCAUCCUCGAGUCGGACUUUGAGAAUGCCAUGAAGGUCCUCACUAGCUGGGUCCCUAUCCAAGAUGUGGAACUUUUCAUGCGAGUCGCCAAGGCAGAAUGGAAAGUUCAUCGUCGCAAGAAGGGGGGAUGA
Aspergillus udagawae is the source of this 2547-nucleotide messenger RNA. Its product is annotated as putative TBC domain protein. The coding region runs from base 1 to 2547 and encodes 848 amino acids. The transcript has a single exon. The record is from RefSeq and is a predicted model, not a curated record. NCBI's taxonomy places the organism in Eukaryota, Fungi, Ascomycota, Eurotiomycetes, Eurotiales, Aspergillaceae.